This is a messenger RNA of Botrytis deweyae, 1368 nucleotides long. RefSeq lists its product as uncharacterized. The coding region runs from base 1 to 1368 and encodes 455 amino acids. The transcript has a single exon. The record is from RefSeq and is a predicted model, not a curated record. NCBI's taxonomy places the organism in Eukaryota, Fungi, Ascomycota, Leotiomycetes, Helotiales, Sclerotiniaceae.
AUGUUUUUCAACAAUGACGCAAAUCAUGCCAACCCACGCCUUCCACCCCUCCUACCACUUCCACCACUUCCACCCGUAUUUGGACGAGAUGGGUUUGAAAUCGAAAUCCCAGAGAUAACACCAGGACUGGGACGAUAUUGGUUUGGUUGGGGAUCAAAUAAUAAUGAGGUCGUUUCAAAGAGUAUUACUACUUUACAAAAUAGAAAUGCAAACCUACGAAGGGAGAAUGGACGAUUGCGAAAUCUAGACGAAUUAUGGAAAGGGGAGGUCAGACGACUGCGAAAUCAAAGUGCCAGACCGGACAGACAGGAUGAGCGACAAAAUCAAAUUAUUGAGGAACUACGUGGCCAGUUGGCCGAAUUAAGAGGACGAGAUGAGCAACAUACGCAAAUUAUUCAAGGGCUCGGGGAACGGGUAGAAAGAUUGGGCGAGAAAGAUCAGACGAUUGACAACCUACGUAUUCAAGUCUCGGAGCUAAGGAGGGAAGUUGCUCUACACGCGCAAAAUAUUCGGGAACUCACAGGUCAGGUAGCUAAAGCUGGCGAGAAAGAUCAGACAAUUGAGGAACUGCGCAUUCAAUUGUCGGAGGUAAGGAGGGAGAACGAUUCACAUGCACAAACUAUCCAAGGACUCAGGGAUCAAGUAACCAAAGCAGGAGAGAAGAAUCAGACAAUUGAGGAACUACGAACUCAAAUGUCGGAGGUAAGAAGGGACAAAGACUCACAUGCACAAACCAUCCAAGAGCUCAGGGAGAAAAUAGCCAAGCUACUUGACAACCCAUCCGUCGAGGACCUCCGUACUCAAAUAACCACCCUGUCAGAGACGAUUGAACAAAAAGACCAGAUCAUCCAAAACCUGCACAAGCAAAUAACCAUCCUAACCGAACAGCACAGCAAACAAGUGACAGAGUUCCGCGCACGCAUCACCACCAUCUCAAAGGAAAACGACGAGCGCGUCAACAUCAUGUCGGAACUGCGCAUGAAGCUCACGGAGGAACAUGAAAAAAAUAUGAAGCAGGAAUGGACCAUCUCCACCCUCCGCCAUAAAUUGAUCAACGACGCGGAAAUGUGCGAGGUGCGUCGCGCGUGGGCGGAGCGACAGCACGAGACGGAGAUGGAAAAGGCGCAGUAUGAGCUUGGGGAAGUGCGGGCGGAGAAUGCGGCGCUGAAGCGGCGGGUGGAGAUUGCGGAAGCGGAGAGGGAUGAGGCGAGGAAGAAGGAGAAGGUGAUGAGUGAUGGGUUUGAGGAGGUGGUGGAGAGGAGGAGAGCGCUGGAGGUGGCGAAUGAAUUGUUGGAGGAGAGGUUGAUGAGGUUUAAGAGGAGAGAGGAGGAGGCGGAGGCGGAGGCGGAGGCGGAGGCGGCGAAAUAG